AUGACCUCAGCAUCCAAAGGAAUUCUCCGCCCAUUUUUAAUUGUCUGCAUUAUCCUGGCCUGCUUCAUGGUGUGUCUGUUCAUUUACAUCAAGCCCACCAACAGCUGGAUCUUCAGCCCGAUGGAGUCAGCCAGCUCAGUGUUGAAAAUGAAAAAUUUCUUCUCCACCAAAACUGGUGAUUUUAAUGAAACUACUAUUCUGAUUUGGGUGUGGCCAUUUGGGCAGACCUUUGACCUUACAUCUUGCCAAGCAAUGUUCAACAUCCAAGGAUGCCAUCUCACGACAGACCGUUCUCUGUACAACAAGUCCCACGCAGUUCUGAUCCACCACCGAGACAUCAGUUGGGAUCUGACCAAUUUACCUCAGCAGGCGAGGCCACCCUUCCAGAAAUGGAUUUGGAUGAAUCUGGAGUCACCGACUCACACACCGCAGAAGAGUGGCAUUGAGCACCUGUUCAACCUGACUCUGACUUAUCGCCGUGACUCAGAUAUCCAAGUGCCUUAUGGUUUCUUGACCGUAAGCACAAACCCCUUCGUGUUUGAAGUGCCAAACAAAGAGAAGUUAGUGUGCUGGGUUGUAAGUAACUGGAACCCUGAGCAUGCCAGGGUCAAGUAUUACAAUGAGCUAAGCAAAAGCAUUGAAAUCCAUACCUAUGGGCAAGCAUUUGGAGAAUACGUGACUGAUAAAAAUUUGAUUCCUACCAUAUCUACUUGCAAAUUUUAUCUUUCCUUUGAAAACUCAAUCCACAAAGAUUAUAUCACAGAAAAGCUCUACAAUGCUUUUCUGGCUGGCUCUGUGCCUGUUGUUUUGGGGCCAUCUAGGGAAAACUAUGAGAAUUAUAUUCCAGCAGAUUCAUUCAUUCAUGUGGAAGAUUAUAACUCUCCAAGUGAGCUAGCUAAGUAUCUGAAGGAAGUAGACAAAAACAAUAAAUUAUACCUUAGUUACUUUAACUGGAGGAAAGAUUUCACAGUAAAUCUUCCUCGAUUUUGGGAAUCACAUGCAUGCUUGGCUUGUGACCAUGUGAAAAGGCAUCAAGAGUAUAAAUCCGUUGGUAAUUUAGAGAAAUGGUUUUGGAAUUAA
Molecule: messenger RNA, 1080 nt
Organism: Budorcas taxicolor (takin)
Lineage: Eukaryota; Metazoa; Chordata; Mammalia; Artiodactyla; Bovidae
Gene: FUT9
Product: fucosyltransferase 9
Exons: 1
Coding region: 1-1080 (359 amino acids)
Cellular component (GO): membrane
Molecular function (GO): alpha-(1->3)-fucosyltransferase activity
Source: RefSeq, a predicted model, not a curated record